GGUAUGAAUAUGAUUACUCCAUUGAUGUAAAAACACUGUUUGCUGGAACUAGUAGAAAUGAAUCUACACUACACAUCAGUGCUGAGCUGUCUAUAGAGUUCAUAUCAGAAUGUGAUGGAAUGCUGAAGAUCCAAGGUAUUUCAUUGAGGGAUGAUGGUAAUAAUGAUCCUGAUGCAGCUAUAGCAUUUUCGAUUGCUGUGACAGCACAUCCAUUAAGGUUUUCAUUCCAAGAUGGAACAAUUUCUGAAGUUUGCCCACAUCCAGAAGAGACGGCAUGGGUACUUAAUUUUAAAAAUGGGAUACUGUCAGCAUUGCAGAACUCUAUGAAACGAUUUGAUGUAGAUCAUGAAACUGAAGAGAUGGAUGUGAAUGGAAAUUGUCCGACACACUACAGCCUUGUUGGUGCAGAAAAAACUACACUGAUUAUUAAGAAGGUUAAAGAAAUUGGAUCUUGUAACAACAGAUAUCAGCAUCAGUCAGUGAUUCAGACAACACCAUAUUCAUUUAGAUCGAAUUUCCAGCCUCUUCCAAUUAUGAAGUCAAACAGUUCAUGUCAACUGCAUGUGGACCACAAUAUAUACAGCAAAAUUGAUUGUGAAGAAGUUCACUUAUUCCAACCAUUUUCAUACAAGCAAAGUGGAGCGAAAACUAUAAUUCAUCAAGUUUUGACUCUUACCUCAGAGUCAAAUGUAACAAUUGAUGAUAUAGAUACAAUCUCUAGAAGAACAUCCCUUUCAUUUGACCAUAUACAAACUCCAAAGCCUAUGUCUGCUGAUCUUGGAACAUCAAGAGACCUUCUUAUGUUAAUGUGUGAACUGAAUGAUGAUGGUGUCGAGCCAGAGUUUCCUGAUGCCUUCUCCCACUUCAUACACAUUGCUCGGCUUUUGUCCCACGAUGCACUCCAGGCACUGUAUGAUGAAGCUCCUACACUCUGUGAAAGUGCACUGAGGCACAUGACUGAUGCAUUACCCCUGCUCGGAAGCAAUGCUGCCGUACAAGUAAUGACAGAUGCAAUUCUAGAGGGAGACAUUCCAACAAGUACCGCAAAUGAGUGGUUGUUUGCUAUGGCUUUCAUCCCAAGACCCAGUCUUGAAACGAUUACUAUUAUGUCUCCAUUAUUAUCAAGUGAGACAUCCAAUACUGAAGCAUUACUCAGUUUAUCAUCUGUGGUUCAUACAUACUGCAAGAAGAAUAGUGGUUGUGAAAAUGCUACUCAAGUACAGGACACUGUCUCACACCUACAAGAACUGGUGCUAAGUGGUUGUCAAAAUACAAGAAAUAACAAGAUUUCAUACUCUCAGGUGAUAGUUGCUCUUAAAACACUUGGGAACAUUGGUGUGAAUAAUGCAAAGUUAUCAUCUGUUUUGCAUAACUGCUUAGAAAAUGAAGAACUACCAAUGGAACUGAGAGUAUCUGCCAUUGAAACAUACAGACGAUUUCCUUGUGAACCAGAGAGGGACUAUUUCAUUGAUAUAUAUAGAAAUCAUGCAAUUGAUCCUGAAAUUCGGAUUGCUGCAUAUUUGCAGAUAAUGAGAUGUCCAAAUUAUAUUGUCAUAAAAACAAUAAAACAUGCUCUAAUUGAAGAAGAAGUCAACCAAGUGGGGUCAUUUGUAUGGAGUCACCUAAAAAAUUUAUUGAAGUCAUCUAAUCCAAACAGGGUGGAAAUUCAAGGUUUACUACAAGAUACUGACAUAGGGAAGAAGUUCAGCAGUGAUAUAAGGAAAUUUUCUCAUAACUAUGAAGGCUCAGUAUUUGUUGAUGAAUAUAAUGUUGGUGGAAAUUAUGAAGGAAAUAUUAUUUUUUCCCCACGGUCUUACCUUCCACGCUCAGGAUCAUUAAACUUGACAGUUGAUUUAUUUGGACAUUCUAUUAACAUCUUAGAGCUGUCAGGAAGAAUGGAGGGAUUUGAGCAUUAUGUGGAAACAAUUUUUGGACCAAAAGGACCCUUUAAUGGACAGAAAGUGAAACAAGAAAUACACAAACGCUUUUACAGAAGUGCAAAUGGUGAUCUGAAGGAGAGUGUCAACAGCUUGCCGAAUGUAAUUGACACUAACUUCUAUGACCCCAAAGCCUCUCUAGGGCUCAAGAUUUUUGGAAAUGAACUCAAAUAUGGGAGCAUUGAAGGUCAGGAUGAAGUCAGUGAGCUCCUGCAGUCACUGAACCCAUUCAGAAAGCUGCAGCAGAUCCUUUCAGGAAAGGAAGUAUUUCUCAAGAAGUCUUUGAUGUUUUUGGAUACAAACUAUGUUGUUCCUACUGGAAGUGGAUUUCCAAUCAACUUGAAUGCUGUCGGCACUGCUGCUGUUCAUCUAAAAAUGUCUGGUCAGCUCAAUAUUACUGAUUUCAAUUCUUCAGGUCACCUGGAUUUAAAAGGAGAAAUAAAACCAAGUGUUGCUAUUGAUGUUGUUGGUACCAUGGGUCUGGAUGCUUACUAUGGAAAGACUGGUAUAAAGCUGAAAACAAAUUUGUACUCAUCUUCUGCUGUGGAGGGUCAGUUGAAAGUCAGAGGAACUAAAUUAGUAAGCCUCUCAUUUAGCUUGCCAAAGCAGAAAUUUGAAAUCAUCAAGGCCCAAUCUGAAUUGCUGGUGAUGAAACAUGGUGCAGAGGAGCAGCAGGGUGGAAUUGAGGAAGACAGAAUACAAGAAAAAGUCUGCACUUGGCCUUCUGUAGAUGAGACACUAGGUCUAAUGGUUUGUGCUGAUUAUCAGUUUCCCAAUACAAGCUUCAGAACUGAUGUAGCUGCAUUUAUCUUGAACGGCCCAACAAAGUUUCAAAUUUUUCUGAAAAAAGCAGAUCCAACUGCAAAGAAAUAUCUAAUGGAGUAUAAAUGGGAUUCUAGUGAAAAUUCCACAUUUGUGAGCUUCAUUUUUGACACACCAGGAUCUAAACUGAAGCGUGAACUUAGUUUCAAAAUAAAUCUAGAUAAAAAUAGUCAAAAUGUCACUUUAUUAAUACAUUCUGGGAACAAUACAUAUGAGGCCUUAGGGAAGUACAAAAAUACACCCAAUGACAAAUAUCUAAAUUUUGGCCUUGAUGUAAAUGGAAGGAAAAACUUUGAUGCUGAAAUAAGCUUAAAAACAAGACCAGGAAAAUAUGGAAAUACAUAUGAACCUCGUUUCUUCCUGGCAAUCAAUGACACGAGAAUCGUUGAACUGUCAGGUCGUGUACGCUGGGUUGAAAAAAGGAAUAUUUCACAGUGUGAUGUGAGUCUGGAAUUCAAUACAAGAAAAUUUUUCACAAAACUCUUUGGCUAUGUAAAGAAGACAGAUACAGUUCUUGCUACUAGUUUGAGACUGGAUUACAGAUUUAAAGAUGAAAAACCACAAAGCAUCAAAAUGGAGGCCAAAUUUAUUUCAAAAACCAUGACCAAGGCACAAGGAUCAAUACAAUUACAAUCAACUGCAUACCCUCAGUUUGAUUUCACUUCCCAACUUAUGUUUCUUAGAAAUAGUGACCGAAUGGAUUUUUGGAUGGAGAUUGUUGUUGGACCACACCAGAAAGAUAUAAAAUCAAAAUUUGUUCUAACAACAUUGAUUCGUUUCCUAAGAGGCCAUGACAAUGUAAGAUUUGAUGCAUCUGUACAUAUCAGUAAACCAAUCUCAUCCAUUGACAUGAGAUUUAGUUUGGGAUAUCUCAAUACAGGACCAGAAACAAGCAUACUUGUGACAGUUAGAUAUGCUCCAGGUAAAGAAGUGCUUAUUCAAUUCAAAUUAAAAAUGCCUCAUACAUCAUUUACAUUUUUUGAGGCAAUGUUCAACUUGACAUUACCAGGUUUCAAUCCAAUGGUUGUGGAACUAAAGUUACAUGAGAAAUCUCCAAAAGAAUAUGAUAUUGAAUUCUCUGGAUCAUGGUUUAGUGGACACUCUAUAAGUGGUAAAGGACUGUAUCAAGACAAAAGUACUUCAAAAACAAUGAACCAUCAUUUGAAACUUGCUGUCAAGUCUCCAAGUUUUAAUGAACUUACGGUGUCAUUCCGGUUAAUCCAAGAUGAUACAGAAUUCAAAACAAAUAUUCUGGUUACUCACGAAGAUGACAAAUAUUCUGUGUUGGUGAAACAAGUGUCUCCAUCUACAGAACACUAUGAAAUGAGCAGAGAUAUACACCUGCUGCUAAGAGGUCUCAACAAACCAACAAUGAAGGAAGCUGGUGUGGAAAUAGAAUGGGAUGCUAAUAGAGACCCAUUAAAAAAAUUCAUUAUAUUUGCUCGUUAUGAUAACUCUGCAUUCUUAAAUUACAGUGCCAAAUUUAAACUUUCAUAUCCUGGUCGCUCAAUUAAUGCAGGAGCCCUCUUUGCUGCAAAAGAUCCAGUUUUUGAAUCACAGGCUUACUUGGAAUGGAGUCCUACAGAAGCAAUCAGCGUAAAACUUGGAGCAUCGUACAGAUAUGACACUGUUGUAAUGGUGUCUGGAAUGUCAGAGUUGUUGACUCCUUUUGAGAACUGGAAGACAACUGCUGCCUCAGGAAGAUUGUACUUGGAAGAAAAUUUAUUUCAUGCUAAUGGAAGUGUUCACUGGAAAGAUGAUCAGAAUGUUGCUCUGAAUCUGUUUGGUGAUUAUUCUUUGUCUGAUGAACUAUUUAUUUGUGAAUUUAACACCUCAGUAUGGAGCACAGUUGAACAUAUACCUUCACUGUCAGGAAGCUUUUUCCACAAGCAAGGCAACAAAAAAUAUGAAACAAAGAUAUACUUAAAGUAUAUGCCAGAGAACAUCAUUUCAGUAAGGAGUUUAUGGGAAUUAGAGCAAAGCUCAGAAUCAACAAAUCUUACUGGAACGGUGUCGCUGAUUUCUCCAUUUUCAUCAUAUCGGAAAGGAGUAUUAAUCACUCGUAUACAUGUAGACUCUGAUAAUGAUGUUACAGGAGUUGCUGAAUUAACUAUGAACAGGAGAAAAUAUACAACAACACUGAAAGGUCACUUUGAGAAGCUCACAAACAGUUUCCUCUAUUUCAAUAUCACUACUCCAAUACCAAAUUAUAGCACAAUAGUUGGUCGUUUUGGGUAUUCUGAAGAAGAACGACACUUGGUUGCUCUUGUGAAGAGUCCAGUUGGUGGUUUGGGAGUAGAAGUGCAAUUCUAUAUUCUCAACUCCAAAAAUUUUGAUAUUGUGUUCCAAGUUUUGUCUCCAAUGGAAUUUCUAAGAGAAGCAGUAAUAAUGGCAAAAUUAAAGCCUAACACGGCAAAUUUCAAAGUGGGCUGGAACAAACUAAUCCUAGGAUUUUCUGGAAUUUGGUAUUAUAUGAAUAUUACAAAUUUUGAGUAUUCAUAUAAAAUUUACACACCAGUAGAGAGAUUUGAAGAGACUGGCUUUACUGCCAAGAUUUUAUAUGGAAAUGGACUUGAUUUUGACAUGAGCCUCCUACUAGCCGGAAAGAAGAUUGGAGUGAAAGUGAAAGGACUUAAUAAGCCACGUCCACCAGUUGAUCUGCAAAUAGCAAACAAGAAACUGAAUUUUCUGGAAGCAGAAGAGGAUGACUAUUAUGAUGAUAGUCUAUAUGAAGAGGCACUUAGCUGGGAAGGUCUUGUUGAACUGGAUGCCGUUAUCUACCCAACAAUUAAAGGAUUUUUGGAAAUUGAUGAGAAAGACACUCUGUAUGCAGUGCAUGGCUACUUGGUUUUGCCUAAUGGAACAGCAGAAUUUUAUGAUGACUUUGACUUCAUUGACUAUUUCACCAUCACUAACAAGUUGGUUAUAACGUCUCCAUUUACGUCUUUUAAAGAGAUACAGUCUGAUCUGGACUACAAAAUAACUGAGACAAUUUUUGGUUUGCUAUUUGACCUCAAAUCCAAAGAUACAGAUGGAAACUGGGCAGUGUCAGGUAUGUUACUGAAUUACACAGCUUUGGAAAGCACUAUAUAUAGGCCCGAAACUCAUUAUAUGCACAUGAACAUUUAUACACCAUUCAAGAGAUUCAAGAAUGUAGAUGUCAAAGCUGGACUGCAAACAGGAAAUGGCUUAUAUCAUACAAAUUUUAAUUUAUCUACUGAUUACACUUCAGUUGCUGCCACUGGGAAUCUUAAGAUAAAUGGCGAAUACACUGAAAUCUCUGGUGGUAUGAACCUGAAUUCCUCAAUUUUGAGUAUACCUACAUUUAAUGUUAUAAUUACAAGAAACUUCAGCAAAGCAGGGAAUAUGAUAGGAAUGUCAUUAUACCGUCUGGGAAAACCACUUCAGACAUACAAAACAGAAUGUCAGUGGCUUGUUUUAAAUGAUACAAGUAUUAAAGCAUCCCUGAAAUUGCUUACUCCUAUGGAAAAAUUACAGUCAUUAGAAUCACAGUGGCUGGUGGCCUCUAAUUUUGAUGAAAACUUUUGUAGUCUAAACUUUUUGAUCAAACAUAAUGUGGAAAAUGAAAUAAAAUUUUAUGCUAUGAUGACAGAAGAUCACUUGUCAGCAGAACUGAAUACACCAUCAAAGAAUUUAAGGCAUGCAGUUUUGCAAGCCACCAUUUCACAAGUUCAAAAAAAUAAUAACUUAAUUAAUGCGAAUGUAAAUGCUGAUGAAACAUCAUACACAUUGAUUGGAAGUAUAGAGCGUGAUACUCAGCAUCCAGUAAAGAUUGUCUCCCGGCUGAGUUCUCCUACCAAAGGGGAAACGGUUUCAUUUACAGUGGAUGUAGCAAAGAAGUCUUAUGGUUAUGAGCUGACAUCUGUUGUAACAAAAGCAAAUGAAAAAGCAGAGUUUCACUGUGACUUAGUUUCAAAACCUGGUUUAGAAUAUAGUGUGAACUUCAAGGCAAGUAGUACACAUAAAUUUUACAAACGUGGUGCCCUGACUGGAAAAAUAUUAAUAUAUGAUAACAUGAAUUACACAGUUGAAGUUACAGGAGAAACUCCAUUCAAGGAUUUUGAAAAAAUUGAAGCCAUAGGGCAUUAUUAUUUUCAGAAAAGUUCUGGGGCUUUGAAAGCAGCUCUUAACCUACCAGUUGUUAAAGGACAUGUUCUAGGAGAAUGGAAGUGGAUAUUGAAGGAAGAUAUGAAAGUUUUGGUUGAAGGUUCUGUGGAAAGCAAAUCUUUUACAAAACAUGGAACUGUGGAGAUGUUCUACCAGAAUAUACCUAGCAGAACUCGAUAUGUUGCUAUUGGAGUGGAUGUUAAUCUCAACAAAGGCAUUUGGCAAUUUGGCACAAAUGCUUCAAUGAAGGCAAGUUCUGAGAAAGAUGUUGAAAUGGAAUGCAACCUAAAACUGCCUCCACCAUACUUUGAAGUUUACACUGUGUUUACAAAACUGAACUCUACUGAAACAUAUUCAUAUGUUGAUAGCACUGCAAGAUAUUCUACUUACAAGAAAAGAUCAUUGUAUGGAUAUUCUGUAUUGCUUGACUCACAGGAAGGAGGGACAAAUGGUCGUUUGCAGAUACAGUGGGGAAAUGGACAGAUAUCAGAAAUUCUGAAUAUAUUGCAGCUGAAAUACAUCAAUGACCUAACAGACUUGUUUUAUUCACUGAAAACACCUAUGUAUACAGAAAAGACAUUCAUUGCUACAGCUCUUUUCAAACCACUGGGAAAACAGCAGAAUAUGAAGGCAAAUGUGUAUUGGCCUGAAAGUAAUAGAGUAGCUACUGCUGAUAUUGAUUAUGUAACAGCUUCAGAUAUGAAAGGAACUGUAAAUUCUACUACACCAUUCAAAAUGCUUCCCUGGGCAGCCCUCAACUUUUUGAUCAAGAAUGAAAGUGUUAAUAACAUCUACAACUUUGAAUUCAUUUGGCCAAACAAUACAGCAUUGUUUAAUUCAAUCAACAAAUGGGAAGUUAAAAAUCAUGCAACAUUUGUAGAGGGCACAAUCAAUCUUGAGAUUCCUUUAGCAACAAGACACAUUGGCUUGGUUGAAUACAACUACCAGGAAACACCAUUGCAUCAAAAUGGAGUAGCUGCAGUGAAGUACAAUGGUGAAAAAGAAAUUGAUGGAAAGUAUAAUUGUGUAUCAGAAUCAUCUGCUGGGUUUGAGAAGGACAUAAUAGACAUUGAAUUACAAAACAAAUACUUUCCUCUAGGCACACACUAUGUGCAUUCCUUUGAAUACAGUAAUGGUGUGGAUGGCUUAAAUUUACCAACUGUUGAUUUCAAGCAGAUUGAUUUAUUUAGGCUAGACAAUCGCUCAGCAUUUAGCCUCAGUGGAGAUCUUAAUAUCCGGACAACACAAACUGGACAAGAAAUAAAAUUAACAGCGAUACAUACAAACAGGACAGUGGAACUUAAAACAGACUAUCAAUAUCUUGACUCUAAAUUCUGGCAGAAAACCACUUUGCACCUGACACCAGAUGCAUGGAUCACUUGUGAUACUACAUUCACCAACAAAACAUCUCUCAACAAGGAAGAAGAACACUUUGAAAUUAAUUUUGCUUAUCCUCGAAGAAAUUACACAGUCACUGGGCACUAUGGUUCAGAUAACAAUUCCUUGUCCUCGGAGGUAACACUAAUGUGGGACAAACAGGCAGAUGUGAAAACUGUGACUGGUAUUAUCGACUGGAAAAGAAUAAGUGAAAUUCCAAAUGCUCAACAUGCCCUUAUUGUCAUCAAACAUCCUUCAUUUGAAAAGGAUGUUACUCUGAAUGGUCACUACCUGAGUAAUGAAAUAGACAUUAUGAAUGUUAACAUGGACCUUGAAUAUUCUACAGAUCCAGAGAAAAAGUUUUCAUUAUCUGGCAGGUUAUUAAAUAACUCAGACAAGAAAAGAAGGAAUUAUGGGUUUGAGCUGAUGACUAGCCACCCUGAUACAAGCCUUGAUCUGAAGAUGAAAGGUGGGAUGUGGACUGGUGACUCCAUAUACAGCACUAAUAAUAUUGUAAGUUAUAGAAGAUCUUACCUCCCGCUCCAGACUGGAGAACUGAAGGCGAUGUACAACUCAGCCAAGAAAGAAAUUCACUUAGAGAAAAGAGCACAGGAUGAGCUGUCUUACCUGAAGGGUAAAUAUUUUGGGAAAUAUCCAGAGUACAAAGUAAAUGGGUCAGUAUUAAAAGAUAAAGAAAUGAAUGCUACUGGACACUUCUACCUGAACUUCGAUGAGAAACUUGUGGCUGUUACUGUUCUAAACCAGAGGCCAGAUGUCUUAGAAAGUUUUUAUGUGGAUGGAAAGAUACCAGAUUCUCGCAACACACUUCUAAAUGUAUGGAGAGAGUAUGAUGAUGUCCAUGUGUCCGACAUAUCAUUCUAUCUCCGAUUAAACCACUCGAGAUUAAUUACAUCGAAACUGCUUUGGAGACCUGAUCUUCAAACUGAUGUUCAGAAAGGUGUUGAGUACUGCUUCCGAACCUUUCAUGAAGGUAUAAAUGAAACAAUUGAUUACUGGAGAAAAUAUAUAAGAUCUGAGACUCAUGAAGCACUAAAAGGUGUUUGGGAUAGUGCCGAACCAUAUUUAGAAAACUUCAUAUAUGAUUUAAGGUCACUGAGAGCUGUAAAUGACGAUUUUGAAGAGUUUAAAGUGUUCCUUAACAACUCCUACAAUGCAAAUGAAUUCUACAUUAAAGAUAUUUUCAAUUAUUUUCAGUACAUAAUUGAUAAAUUAUCCAUUAGGGAACAUAUUGAAUCACUUCCAAAAAUUGUAAAUGAAAUAUGGGAAAUGAUGGGUGAAUCAGGAGAAGCUGUUAGGGAAUCAAUUUUGUGGAUAGUUGAUACUAUUAAAAAUUCAUAUAUGAAGAUAAUGGAUUUUAUAAACUCUUUCCUGAAAGGAGAAUCAACAGCCCAAAUUGCAGAAAUGCUUGAAAACUUUGCUGAGAAAUAUGACAAGUUUAUGAAAGAUUUAAAUGUGGCAAUCAGGAAGCAUAUUGUAGACUUGUGGGAUAAGACAACUGUAUUUCUUUUUGAAUGUUGGAAUAAGUUCCUCCGAACAUUUGAGCCUAGUUUCGUAACAUUUGCUCAUUAUGUGGAGACAGCUGCGUUGGAAGUAAGCAAUGAAAUUUUAGAUUUCUUGUAUCAGAGACGAAGUGAGAUUGUAGAAUCUCCCUAUUUCUCCAAAUUUGCCAACUUCACACAAGAUCUGGACAAAAUUUAUAAAGACUUGCUGAAAAAUGAUGCACUUACAAACAUAAAAAAGUAUUCUUACAUAAUUUAUCAAUUCCUGGAAGAUAAAUAUUUUGCUCUGGUUCCAUUUGGUAAAGAACUUAAACAAGUAUUCACUGAAAUUAUAAAUGAAUUCAAGGAACUAAGGAAGCUUCAGUCCGUUAACUUUGUGAUAGAGAAGACAAAUGAACUAACUGAAAAGGUUAUUUGGUUUUACAAUUAUUUUGAUUUAGGCACAAAAAUACAGAAGACUGUGAUUUUGAUACAUUCAAAACUUACUGACAUGACACAAACAGCACUACAGGCAGAAAAUCGAUAUCGAGAGGCAAAAACAAAAUUUAUCUUUGAGCCUGAAAAUGGUGACGUGGAAUUAGAACAAAAGCUUCCAAUGUCUUGGCAUGCCUUUAAUGAAACCCCAAGGUUUGAGGAGAUUCCAGAGUAUAAGAAGUUAAGCGAUAUGCAAAACUAUUUCUCAACAUCAAACACGACAUUCUGGUCACUCUAUUAUGAAUACAAGUCACUUAUUGACCCAUCAAACUGGCUGCCUCCAUUCAAAGGUCAUGCAUUGAUAGUUGCACCACAACACUUCAUGACAUUUGAUCAGAAAUUUUUUGAAUUCCGGGGAGCUUGCUCCUACCUUCUGUCAACAGAUUUUUCUGAUAGGAACUUUUCAAUACUGCUGGUCAGUGAUCCAGUGAUGGAAGGACAUUUGUAUGACAUUGUGCUACUAAUUGAUGAACAUGUGGUGCAAGUGGAUCUGUUUAAUGAUGCAGUAACAGUUGAAAGGGGAGCUAUUACACAUCUUCCUGCCCAAGUUGGAGAUAUGUACAUUUAUCAGGAAACUGAAAUUAUUACUAUAGAGAGUGCUCGUGGCGUUCACAUACAGUGUAAUCUUAAAUUUGAUCUUUGCUCUAUAACACUUUCAGGAUGGCAUUAUGGCAAGACAUUUGGAUUGCUGGGAACAAUGGAUAAUGAGCCAAUAAAUGAUUUCUUAACUUCAUAUGGAAAGGUGGAAACUGAUGUAGAAAGGUUUACCCAAAGUUGGAUUCUAGAACCUCACAAAUGCAGUUCAGAUAAGAACUUUGCAAUAGAUAUAGCACAGCCAAAUGAAAAAUUAAGAAACUUGUGCCAGGCAUUUUUUAAAAGUAAAUCUUCUCAGUUCAGCACUUGUUUCACCAUGGUUGAUCCAACACCAUUCUGGAAUAUGUGCACAAACAGUGACCCAGUGAAUGAAAAUGAGGCCUGUGCAACUGCAAUUGCAUAUAUGCAGGCUUGUCUGCUGGAACACACCCCAUUAAGAAUUCCAGAUACAUGUGUAAAGUGUGUCUUACCAAAUGGGACAAAUCUUGUGGAAGGAGAUUUUCUACAGCUGAAUGGAACCUCUAUUCCCCAUUCCACAGAUAUAGUCUUUAUUGUUGAAGCUUCGGAGUGUAAUAAAAAUAUCAGGGAAAAUCGAAAUAUAGAUUUGUUGAUAUCUGCAUUGUCAAAAGAAUUAACUGAUAAUGGAUUUGUAUCAAACAGAUUUUCUCUUAUUGUAUUUGGAGGAGAUGGUGUCUAUGAUGCACCACGCAGCAUUGUCAUGAACAACAAGAUCUUCACAUCAUCAGAGCACAUAGCUGACUACUUUAACAAUGUUGUUACAGGACAUGGCAACAGAGAUAUUUUUGGUGCAAUUAAUUAUGCUACUAAACUUAUAUACAGACCUGGAAUUUCAAAAACGUUUAUCCUUCUGCCCUGCAGUGAAUGUGCACCUGAAAAUAUGACGCUGGAUUAUUCUGCACUCCACCAGGGCCUUCUAGACCAUGGUAUUACUCUCCACAUUCUCAUGAAUGAGGAAUUUAGAUUUGAAAAACCACGCCUGCAAAAAAUAUUGUAUGGAAUUGAUGGAAAAACUGCAUUUACCAAGAAUGAUGUGAAAAAUCUGAAGGGAGACAAAGGUCUGAGACGGCAAGUGAAACUACCAAAGACUCUGCUUGGAGUAUGUACUGCACUGGCUCUUGAAACAAAUGGAUCAGUUUUUAUGGCUAAGAAACUUGAAAUGGAGAAGAAGAGCUUUGUUAAAAAAUAUCUUAAUGUCUUCUCUAAGAGAGUUGUCAACAGUGCUGCCCCUUUCACCUGUCAAGCUUGUGAAUGCACUGCACACAAUAAUGGUGUAAGCUACACAGAAUGUUUUCCAUGUGAAUAUCCAGUACCAUCACACAUAGAUCCAGAGUUUACAAGAGACAUGGAUAUUCCAAUAGAAUAUCAGUCAAGUAUUGACUACACAGAUGAUGAUGAUUAUUAUUGAAAAUUAUACUAUUUAUAAAUGAGGUCUUAUUUAUAUGUAAAAAGUUGAUAGAUAUUUUCACUGUAAAUACAUCAUUUUGAAUCACAAUUGUUGAAAAGAUAUGACAGAUUCUCUCUCUCUCUCUCUCUCUCUCUCUCUCUCUCUCUCUCUCUCUCUCUCUCUCUGUGUGUGUGUGUGUGUGUGUGUGUGUGUGUGUGUGUGUGUGUGUGUGUGUGUGAUAUGUAAAUAUUAUGUAAAUUCUGCAUGUUAUGAAAGCAUCCGAAUUGUAAUUUAUGUGACAGCUUGUAAUUAAAGAACUUUUGUCAUAGCA
This is a messenger RNA of Schistocerca serialis cubense, 12588 nucleotides long. It is a transcript of the gene Apoltp, whose product is annotated as apolipophorins. Bases 120 to 12278 code for a protein of 4052 amino acids. The record is from RefSeq and is a predicted model, not a curated record. Gene Ontology annotation, molecular function: lipid carrier activity. The transcript has 73 exons. NCBI's taxonomy places the organism in Eukaryota, Metazoa, Arthropoda, Insecta, Orthoptera, Acrididae. Gene Ontology annotation, biological process: lipid transport.